This is a messenger RNA of Peronospora matthiolae, 390 nucleotides long. The record is from the annotation of a GenBank genome assembly. Lineage: Eukaryota; Oomycota; Peronosporomycetes; Peronosporales; Peronosporaceae.
AUGAGUGUAGUGUCCCGAGCACUGCCACACGUCCAAAUACAGGACGUGAUGACCACCGUUGGCCAAGGAAAGGUCCGAGGCGUAGGUCCGACCAUGUCGCUAAGCUGCGACAGCAAGUGGGGCCGUCGAAAACGGUCAGGGUCAGUAGGGGCGGAGCACCCUGCUGAUCCAGCAACGUCAAGAGAAUUUGCAGGACUCUCGACGAAGAUUGCUCCCAACACACAGUCUCUGUGUGUUACUGCCCCUGUUGAUGAGGAGUCUCUCAUCACUUCAAAGAUCGAAGUGAAAAAUGGAAUGUCACUUCGCGCCCUGGUUGACUGUGGGGCGUCGAACAGUUUCAUUCGACGCCAGUCGCUAGGGGAUCGUAGGCUCAACUAUGUUGAGCGAUAG